AUGAACGGCGUGACGGGACUCGAGCAGGGCAACCCUGCCGAUCUCACCCCGACAGUCUCGGGUGGAAAGUCUUCGACGCCGGCACCGACCACGUCCAGCGGCGACGAUUACUCGGAUGACAGCACAGGCUCUUCGGUUGCCGGUUCCUCGGCUACUGACCAGACCGGUUCGGCUGCGACGCCGGCACCGACCACGUCCAGCGGUGACGAUUACUCGGACGAGAGUACCGGAUCCUCCGUCGCAGGAUCCUCCGCCAUUGAUGAAGGCAGCGACUCGACACAGCAGUCGCCGACACCGGCACCGACAUCGUUGAGCGGGGACGACGCUAGCACUGGAUCUUCCGUUGCUGGAUCCUCGGACAUUGAUGAGGGCAGCGACUCAACCGGACAGUCUUCGACCCCGGCACCGACUACGACUAGCAGUGACAGUGGAUCGGUGGAAGACGCUCCGACACCGGCACCCACGUCUGGUGAUGGCUCGUACAACCCCAAGAACCCACCUACUCUGCCCAUCCGAUCUGGCAGCCAUCCGACGGGCCUCGACUUGGAUGGCGCCUCGAAGGAUAAGGGCGGCGACUAUGGAUCAAGUGACUCUGGUAGCACCCUGGACUCCCCCAACCAGUCCGACAGUCCCGAACAGUCUGACAGCCCUGUCCAGGACGCCGGCAGCAAGGUGGCAGGGACAUCGGCUUCGGAGCCGAGUGGUGCCAAGGGCUGCAAGCGUCGUAUGCGUCGUAACUAG
This is a messenger RNA of Phytophthora sojae, 741 nucleotides long. RefSeq lists its product as hypothetical. The record is from RefSeq and is a predicted model, not a curated record. NCBI's taxonomy places the organism in Eukaryota, Oomycota, Peronosporomycetes, Peronosporales, Peronosporaceae. The transcript has a single exon. The coding region runs from base 1 to 741 and encodes 246 amino acids.